Molecule: messenger RNA, 594 nt
Organism: Dictyostelium discoideum AX4
Lineage: Eukaryota; Evosea; Eumycetozoa; Dictyosteliales; Dictyosteliaceae
Exons: 3
Coding region: 1-594 (197 amino acids)
Source: RefSeq, a predicted model, not a curated record
AUGGCUGAUUAUCACUCAACUGAAUUACAGUUAAAUCAUACAGAUAACAACACAACCAAUACAAAUAGACUUGAUAAUCAAUUAGAUAUCAUUGCACCUCCAUCAAUCACAAGACCACUCUCUUUCUUAGAAAAAAACAAUAACACCAUCAACAUUAAGUGUUACUUUAAUCAACCACACAUCCGUGAAGAAUUAAACUCUAUAGAUGACACAAGAAUUCAACAAAUUCACAAAAACAUUCACAAACUCUUGGAAGAUAUACUGUCGCCAUCAGCAUUUAAAAUAAUUGGUGCAACUGCCUUCAUCGAACAACCAUCUGGUAUCACAAGAUAUAUCAAAGCUGCAACACGUAGUAUCACUAAACACAAAAUUCAACAUGCAAAAAAUGCAGAUAUGGCAACAACUAUAAAAAAUGCCCUCACAAACCCAAAUAUUAACAAAAACAAUCAACCACCAAAAAACAACAUUAACACCCCACCAAUCAACGAAAUUGCAAAUUCCAAUCGCAAUAAUAACCCACUUCAAAAUAGUGUUUCAAAAGCUACACUAAAUGAAUUACUUGAUAUUAACAAUCAAUCCCAAAACAAUAAUUAA